AUGCCCAUCAUAUUUGGGUUAAGGAUGGUAUCAGUUUUAACAGCAGCAGUAACCCACCUGAAGGCAGAGUUACGCCGCUUACAGAAUAACAAAUACAUGGAUUCUACUAUCUGUGAAAUGAAGGGAACCAGCAGCCAUCACUCUGAGGAAGCCAAAACUGAACAGUGUGAAGGGGGAAGCUUUGAUUAUAGCAGCGGAAGUGGUGUUGUUAUGGAAGUGCAGGUCUUAGGCCUCAAGAACAUGGUUUAUCAUUUGGAAAAGGAUAAAAAACAACUACAGAAUGAGUGCAAGAUCAUGGAACAGCAUGUUGAUCAUUACAAGAAAAAGGCUCAGGAGUGGAAAGACACAGCCACGAAGGAAAAGAAACUGGGGGAGAAGAUGACAAAGGAACUAGAAAGCAAGCGAGCUGAGAUAAAGCAGUACCAGACAGCAAUUGAGGAGAAUCGUAGUACCAGCGAAAGGCAGAAGUUUGAACUUGGUCAGCACAGGGAAACGAUUGCCAAGUUGGAGAAGGAAAAGCAAGAGCAUUUGCAGAAGAUGCAUGAUUCCACUGCAGUCACUAGCAGCAUAAGGAGGCAGACUAUAUUAGGACCAGUGAAGGAAGUGACUUCAGACUUUAGUAAAGGUGCAACCAAUUAUGAAGAAGGAAAGAGCAGGAGUACUUCCAUGGCUCCCAGUUCUACAGGAAACCAGCUGCAUCUAGGAACUCACAAUGCACCACUUCCCAGUCAGACAAGAAUUGAGCGCCUCCCGGGUGCUAAAAUUCCAUCUGCCGAAGCUCAGAAAACUGAUGGCAAGGUUCCAAUGUGGCAGAGUUUAAACAAAGAAAAUAAGGAUUACUCUAAGUACUAUCUCCCAUCUUCCACAAAAAAGAAACAGGAUGAGGAAUGCAAAACGCAGUGAUUUCCUACAUGUUUAAUUUAAUUUCAUACUAAGGAAGUGCGAUUUUGUUAGGAAUAUUUUUGUAUUAGUUUCUGUAAUCUAAUACAGUUAUCAGCCUGUUCUGCUACUUGCUAGAGGGAACACUUUCUUCAUUAUAAAAUUUAUGUCUAAGAUUAAGAAAAAGUGAAUCGGUAUCAUCAUAGUACUGGUCAUCACCUAGAAUUAAUUUGCAAUUUUUUUUUAAAGACUGCUAUUUUCUAAGAGAACAUGACAUAUUUUAAGUUUGCUAAUUACAUUGAUUGAACUUUUAUUUCCUCUAAUACAAUGGACUUUUUUUUACUUCAGAUUUAUCUUUUAUUCAUUCUUGCCCAUCCUAUACCUCUUUGUACAUACACUUUGUUUUAUAUUAAAAAUGUAAAUAUUUUAAAAUAAAA
Penaeus indicus is the source of this 1316-nucleotide messenger RNA. RefSeq lists its product as uncharacterized. The record is from RefSeq and is a predicted model, not a curated record. Bases 1 to 903 code for a protein of 300 amino acids. NCBI's taxonomy places the organism in Eukaryota, Metazoa, Arthropoda, Malacostraca, Decapoda, Penaeidae. The transcript is spliced from 4 exons.